Danio rerio (zebrafish) is the source of this 3185-nucleotide messenger RNA. The record is from RefSeq and is a predicted model, not a curated record. NCBI's taxonomy places the organism in Eukaryota, Metazoa, Chordata, Actinopteri, Cypriniformes, Danionidae.
GCUUCCUUUUACUCCAAAGAGACGAAGCCGAAAACACCUUCAACGGGAAGGCAGUACAAUGCGAGUAUGUACACGUCGGCGUUCUCUGACUUUGCGUGUGUGGCUGUUUAUUGUCUUCCUGAGCCUGCAUUUGCUUGUGGUUUCACUUGUCCUGUCGGUCUACCACACUUCCUGUGAGCUCCCUUCAACCUAUGGCAUCCAGACCACUCAAAAUGCAUCCACUUCAGAGAUCACAAUGGCCACUACGAGAAGUGUCUCAAAGGAAAUGAAAAUGGUCGACCCAACAGGUGAUCUCGCCAAACUGGAUGCUCUAUUCUCCCAUCCGCUGUAUAAUUUGCCCACCCCACCUGUGCCUGAUGGGGAUUGGCUGCUGAAAGUCCGAACGAAAGUAAAAGAGCAAGAGCGAAGCACACAGCAGUGGGUUAGUGCCAAUGACGACGGCUUUGACCCUAUCUUAUGGAACACCAGUACUGACACACAUCCGCCUUGGCUCCGUUUUCACCUUGGUAUAUCUCGCUGGCAGAUGUAUCAGCACAAAGACCCCAAUCUGUCAGCGCUGAAUCAGCAGCUGGCAUCUCAUCGCAUUGUCAGUGCAGUGCAAAAGUCAGGUGGAACUCAGCUGAAGUUGGUGAUGUCUUUUCCUAAUUAUGGACAGGCACUUUUCAAACCCAUGAAACAGGAACGGCAUGAGGAAACCAAUGUGAAUCUGUAUUACUUUUCUGACUUUGAGAGGCACAAUGCUGAGAUCGCAGCCUUCCACUUGGACAGGAUACUGGGUUUCAGGAGGAUUCCUCCAGUGAUUGGCAGACUUAUUAAUGUCAUUAAAGAGAUCAAGGAGGUCACCACUGACCAUAAACUGGUCACAACGUUUUUCAAUUCCCCAGUGGGUAAUACAUGUUUUCACGGCCAUUGUUCGUAUUACUGCUCCACUGAGCAUGCUGUCUGUGGGCGUCCUAUCAAGCUAGAAGGCUCUUUAGCGGUUAUGCUGCCAGACCUGUCUCUGGCUCCACGCCACUCAUGGAGGAGUCCCUGGAGGAGGUCCUACAGUCGAACCAAUCAGGCUGAGUGGGAGACAAAUUCCAACUACUGUGACACAGUAAAACAGACUCCUCCUUAUGACCGGGGCACUCGAUUAGUGGAUGUGAUCGACAUGAGCAUUCUGGACUUUCUCAUGAGUAACAUGGACAGGCACCACUAUGAAACAUUUGAGAAGUUUGGCAACGACACAUUUCUUAUACACUUAGAUAAUGGAAGAGCGUUUGGACGUCACUCAAAAGAUGAACCUUCUAUAUUGGCUCCUCUUGUGCAGUGCUGCAGGGUCCGUCGCUCGACGUUGCUUCGUUUACGUCUGCUCUCUCUCCCACCUUAUCGGCUGAGCGAUGUCAUGCGAGCGUCUUUAUCUAGGGACCCCCUUGCAGAGGUCGCACCUCUCCUUACUGAACCACAUCUUUCUGCUUUAGAUCGGCGCCUGGAAACAGUCAUGCAAGCCAUCCAAGACUGUCUGCAGCAGCAUCAACAUCACAGUGAUGUCAUAUAUGAUGACAUCAUGGAUUACCCUCAGGCUUGACUUUGUAGUCUGUUGUAUUGACCGUUUUCUUCACACACGAGCCAUUGGAAUCUUUUUUUUCUCCUUGAUGUUGCAAAUUGAUAUUUUCUUAUCAUAAUAUUAUUCAUGUAUAGUCAUCAACACACUUGUUUGUAAAGCAAGUAGUUUGACUGUUUUUCUUAAGGCUGAUUUAUCCUUCAGCGUAUCCUUCACGUAUAGCGCACGCUUGGUCGGCUUGUUAGCUGUGACUAGUGUGGGCAGUGCUGAGAGCCGCGAGCCUGAUGGAGAAAUUGUUUACAAUUCAAUUCAUGUUUAUUUCUAUAAAGAUUUUACAUGGUAGAUUGUGUCAAAGCAGCCUCACAUAGAAAUUCCAGUAGAUUGAAACUGUGUCAGUCCAGUUUUCAAUGUCGAAGUUCAGUUUAGUUUAGUUCAGUGUGGUGUAAUUAUCAUUGCUGAAAGUCCAAAAACUGAAGAGAAAAUCCACCAAUGCACAGCUCCAGAUGUCCCAAACAAGCAAGUCAGUAGCGACAUUGUCAAGGAACAAAUCUUGACCAAUUGAUGAAAGUGAAAGACAAAGAAACCUUGAAAGAAACCAGGCUCAGUUGGGCACGACUAUUUCUCCUCUGGCCAAACUACCUGUGCAGAGCUGCAGUCUAGACAGUAGAGGCUGUGUCGAGUCUCUUGUAGGAGCUCCAGAUGGAAACUUUUGUUUUUCUUAUGACUAAAGUUGUUGUACGUCUGCUGUUUCCCACCUCUGAAGCCUCCUAUCCACUGCACACGACAAGCGACAGACCAGAAGUCAUUCAUUUCCAAUGGAGAGUAGUCCAAGAGCCGCGUGGAGUUCCGAUCACCUCCGUAUGCGUAAAAUUCAGAUCUGAUUUGAGCUGUGGAUCCGUUGAAAUAUUUGAACUCCUGUGACUAGACCGUAUGCGGCCAGCCAACCAGAUGUGAUGUAUUCCAGUGUUGUAAAAGCUGGUCCGUGUGUGCGAGAUGAGAAAUAAGAGUUUAUUUUGUUAAUUUUUUGAAUUGUAAAAACUCUAUUAAAAAAAAAAGCAGCAAGUAUAAAUGGACAACUAUGUGCAAGGCAUGCGCUGAGUCAAGCCGAUCACAAGAUGUAGAAGUAUAAACAAGCCUUUAGUCAUUUCUCCCAUAGACAACUGAGUCUGAAGUUCUAAAACAAUCUUAAAAAUAAGCGCACUUCCAAAUCACAGAAUAAUUAAUAACAAAACUGUAAAUUAUUCAUAUUUAUAAUACAAAUAGAUAUUGUAUAAUUGGAUUAUUGCCAUCUGUGGCUACUUUUAAAGAUGGUGUCAAAUGUAUGUUGCAAUAGUCUUCCUUAUUGUGGCGUGUAUAUAAGUAAAAAAAGAAAGAAGGAAAAAAAUGUGGGAUGGGAGUUUGGGAAUUGUAGGAAUUGAACAGAUAGUAGGUUUGCUGUUGUUGAUUGCAUGAUUGACAGGUUGGUCCCGCCCUUGUCCCAGUAAACAGGUCUUCCGAGAAAAGAUUUCACUGCAGAAAGAAUGGAGGACAGUUUUAAUGAAUAAUUAUGAGGGCACAUGAAUUAAAAGUAAAAUGGUGUGAUCAGUUUGUGAUAACAAGGCAGUAUUUCAUAAAUAAUAAUAAAUCCCUGAGUAAACUGCAA